This is a messenger RNA of Eufriesea mexicana, 2475 nucleotides long. RefSeq names its product SID1 transmembrane family member 1. Gene Ontology annotation, biological process: RNA transport. Bases 1 to 2328 code for a protein of 775 amino acids. Gene Ontology annotation, cellular component: plasma membrane; lysosome. The record is from RefSeq and is a predicted model, not a curated record. NCBI's taxonomy places the organism in Eukaryota, Metazoa, Arthropoda, Insecta, Hymenoptera, Apidae. The transcript has 9 exons. Gene Ontology annotation, molecular function: RNA transmembrane transporter activity; double-stranded RNA binding.
AUGCAAGUGAUUUCAAUGAUAAUUAUUUUGCUAUUCUCACUUAAUCUUCAUGAAGCUAUUCCUUUACAAUCUUCAUUUUCUCCUGUUAUUGUUAUGGCAGACUAUAACAAAGAAUAUAAACAUGUCAUAAAUUCUGAUGUUGUAUAUAUGUUUUUAUACAAUGUUACAAAUAUAAGUUUAAUGGAAACAGUAAGAAUAAAUGUUGAAAGCAAUGCUAGUAACGAUGAACCUCUUAUAGUGUUUGUUCAUGGAAAUAAAGAAACCUUAUCAUGGCAAAUCCCUCUUGUAGUUAAGAGUAGACAUUUUGAUAAUUUAAUGUAUAACAAAACAAGUCGAACUAUAUGUCCAACCAAAUAUAAACAUAAAACAGUAAAAGAUGAAAAACUUAUUACUGUUACUUUAUCCACUGCUAAUAUUCAAAAUAUUUUAUUCAAGCUUAAUAUGACAAUAGAGAAUCAUUUUAAUUUAAACCUUGGAGAAAACAGAUCAAUAGAAAUUUCACCAUCUCAACCUGUUUAUUACGGUUACACUUUCUCAGAAGAAAUAGAAAGUUUUGUAAUUGUUCAUGUUAAGUCUAGUAGCGAUAUCUGUAUGAUACUUUCAAUACAAAAUAUGUCAUGUCCUGCAUUUGAUUUAGAUGACUCUAUUGAAUUUUCUGGUUUUUGGCAAACUGUGAAUCGACAGGGUGGUAUACUUGUACCAAGAGAAAAAUACCCUUUGGGCUUCUUCGUAGUACUUACAGUAAAAACUGAUGAUACAGAUUGUUAUGGAGUUCCUUUUAUGAAUCCUCUACGAGUUAAGCAUGUGAUAUUAACAAUAAAAGCUAGUAUUACCAAACGAGACUAUAUUAUUGCUUCAGGAUUAGUGGUACUUGUUAUUUUUAGUUUUUGCGUUAUCUAUGCUGUAAGCAUUGUGGUAUCAAAAAUUAAAGAAGGUAGAGAAAUUAAACAAUUAUUAUAUGAUCAGUCAGAGCAUAUUGAUGCACCUAUUCCAAGUUCUUCAACAGUAGAAGAGAUUGCUCCACAACAAUCCAUAUCUAUAGAUGAAGAUUCUUCGCUAGAUGAAGAUGAUAUUGAUGUAAUGGAAGAUGCUUUUUCUGAUAAGGAAGUUAUACGAACAAAACGUGUACUUUCGGUUUGUGAUUUAGCUCGUAAAGAUCCAAAAAUUCUUAGGCAUAAAUCUCGAUUAUAUUUCUAUUACUUGAUAACAAUUACUAUUUUCUAUACUUUACCUGCUAUACAAUUAGUGUUUACGUAUCAGUAUAUACUUGAUAUUACUGGUGAUGGAGAUAACUGUUAUUAUAAUUUUUUAUGUGCUCAUCCAAUUGGAGCACUAUCAGAUGUCAAUCAUGUAUUUUCAAAUAUUGGAUACAUUGUAUUGGGUCUUUUGUUUUUAUUUUUAACAUAUUGUCGAGAACACAAUGAAUUUGAAAGAGAAAAAAAUAAAUGUUAUGGUAUACCACAACAUUAUGGAUUAUUUUAUGCAAUGGGCACUGCGCUUGUUAUGGAGGGGAUACUCUCAGGAUGUUAUCAUAUAUGUCCAAAUCGAAGUAAUUUUCAAUUUGAUACGAGUUUUAUGUACAUCAUAACUGUGUUAUGUAUGAUUAAGAUUUAUCAAACUCGUCACCCGGAUAUAAAUGCUCGAGCAUCAGUUACAUUUGGAAUUUUGGCAUUGAUUAUCUUCAUAGGAUUGAUAGGAGAGCAGAGUACUUCAAUAUACUUUUGGAUUACUUUUACGAUCAUAUAUCUUUUAACUUGUCUAUAUAUGACCAUUCAAAUUUACUAUAUGGGACGAUGGAAAUGUAAACAAGUGGUAGUAAAAGUAAUACAGUCUUAUAAACAUGACGCUCGUUCUGGAAUUAGACAUUUGUUUCAACCUUUGUACCUGGGACGCUUUCUAAUGCUUGUUGUAGCAAAUUUAUGUAACGGUGUUCUCGCAGUAUUUGCGAAUAUGUUUCACAUACACAAUUUUCAAACAUUUUUGUUAAUUAUAUUAUUGUCCAAUUUAGUUUUAUAUAUUAUUUUUUAUAUUAUUAUGAAGAUCUUUCAUAAAGAACGAGUUCUACUUCGACCAUUGAUUUAUAUUCUUUUAUCAUUUGUGUCUUGGAGUGCUGCUUUAUAUUUUUUUAUAAACAAAACUAUUUCAUGGGAGUAUACGCCAGCACAAUCGCGUACAUAUAAUAAACCCUGCAACCUCCUAGACUUUUUUGACAACCAUGACAUUUGGCAUUUCCUGUCUGCUAUAGCGCUAUUUUUUUCCUUUAUGGUACUGCUUACCCUAGAUGAUGAUUUAAUUGAUGUACAUCGAAGUCAGAUACCAGUCUUUUAAAGACAAUGACACGAAUGAACGGAGUAUUCCGAAUUUCUUUUUUAUGUUUCUAACGAUAUGACUGCUUGUAAUAUACAUUUGACCUUGAUAUCGAUGAAUUAAAAAUAGUAUAAAAUAUAUAUGUAUGUAUAAAUGUCAUUUAGCAAC